Triticum turgidum subsp. durum (durum wheat) is the source of this 1179-nucleotide messenger RNA. Lineage: Eukaryota; Viridiplantae; Streptophyta; Magnoliopsida; Poales; Poaceae. The record is from the annotation of a GenBank genome assembly.
AUGGGUCUUGAUUCUAGAACCGUGCCGACAUGGUUUGUCUACCCUAUGCUUAUACAAAUCAUGGGAACUGAAUAUUUUGUCACUAUAUCAGCUUUGUCAAAUGGCAGAAGUUUCCACCUUAAUGAACACAAAGCUUAUGAGAUUUUAGGAAAUGCAUAUCUCACUGUCGCAAGGCAUCUUGGUUUGUUCUUACAGAUAAGCCCCUACUUGGAGGAUGACAUGCUUGGGAUUGAGCCGCUCAAGUUAUGCUUUCCUUUUGAGCUCAACAGUCAGAUAUCAUGCUCACUUAAGCUAACCAAUGAGACAUAUGAUUUUAUUGCAUUCAUCAUCAAAACCACAAGCCCCCUGCAAUACUGUAUACAACCAAAUAAAGGCUUUGUGGCUCCACGAUCGAAGUUUGGUGUCAACAUAACAAUGCAACCACUAGACAAGGCACCAGAAGACAACUACACUGGUGAUUUUAUUGUGCGGAGCACCAUAGUGAAUGAGAAUCUUGAGGACAUAACUGAAGAUUUAUUUAGAAGAGAGGAGGGUAAAUUGGUGGAUGAGGUGAAACUGACGAUUGCAUAUAAGGCCGAGGAACCCCAAGUGGAUGUGCCACUUGGGUCGCCUAUAAUUUCAGACACAAGAAUUUUGCACGGUCCACAUGUAUCCACAGUGCUGUCAACUGAGGCAGAAUCCAAGAUAAGUGCAUCUACCUCAGAUGAGGUGAUCCAGAUUGAUCCCCCCGAUCUCUGCUUUCCCUUAGUGCCAGAUAAAAAGGUGUUAUCCUCAGUUAAAAUAAUCAACAUUACAGAUCUGUAUGUCAGUAUAGCCUUGACUUUAGUGCCGGAAGAAAACUCCAAAAUGUACUCCGUAACCAGUUCCUUAUUGGUCAUGCCACCACGGUCCACACAAUGGCUCAGACUAACAAGAAAAGAAAAGGAAGAUGCAGUAAAAGACGUGCAGUUCAAUGACGAAGUCUUUGUGUGGUACACAAUGGUGGCCGAAGAUAUCAAAGUCUCCGACCUUGACUUGGGGGAUUACAAGGAAUAUAAGAAGUUGCCUGUCGUUCUAACGAAGGCUAUGCCUUCAACAAGGAAUUAUCGCACAUGCGCCGAUGAUGGCGAGUCGAACACAAGGUUGAACUCCGGAUUCGCAUCCCCAAAGCCAAGUUCCAAUCCACCAUAUUCAGCAUGA